Gambusia affinis (western mosquitofish) is the source of this 2325-nucleotide messenger RNA. It is a transcript of the gene vmp1, whose product is annotated as vacuole membrane protein 1. The record is from RefSeq and is a predicted model, not a curated record. The transcript has 12 exons. Bases 244 to 1461 code for a protein of 405 amino acids. Lineage: Eukaryota; Metazoa; Chordata; Actinopteri; Cyprinodontiformes; Poeciliidae.
UUCCGGUUUGCCUGUUGGCUAGCCGGUUAGCAUGUGGACGGUUGUGGAAUCAGCGCAUUUGACUUCGUAUCCUGUUACAGACUGACCUACAAAGAGUCAUUUCUUCCACUUGGCUUUAUUCGUUAUUUUUGUAAGUCUAUUGGUAAUAUUUUUCCCAUUUAUCUUUAUUUGUGUGGCUUCCCUCUGAUCUUUUUCGCCAGGAACAGAAACACUGCCUAAACAGCUAGAAACGGUGACGGUGAGAUGGCAGCCAAUGGAGCAAGCUGUGAGCAGCCUCAGAAACGAGCAGGACCCAAAGAUAAACAGAACGGCAAGUCCACAGACUUGUUAUUGAGAGAGAGACGACAGAAGGACAAAGAGGAGCGUUUGUCUCUCGUGCUGUGGAGGAGGCCGGUUGUCACUCUACACUAUUUUCUUCUGGGGACCCUCGUGAAGCUAAAGGAAUGGACUUUUGAGCUUUGGCACCGGCGAGGCACAGUGUUUGUAUUUUUGUUGUUAUGCUUCCUGUUCUCGAUCACAUACUCCACUGAUGGAUCGCACCAAACGUAUGUUCUGUACCUGGAGAAGAAGUUCCUGUGGUGUGCCUACUGGGUGGGCCUUGGAAUCCUGUCCUCAGUGGGACUGGGGACGGGUCUGCACACGUUCCUCCUUUAUCUGGGUCCUCACAUAGCUUCAGUCACCCUGGCAGCGUAUGAAUGUGGAUCCAUAGAUUUCCCAGAGCCUCCGUACCCCGACCAGAUCAUCUGUCCUGAAGAUGGAGGCCUGGGGGACAGCAUCUCCAUCUUCUCAAUCAUGUCCAAGGUCCGGCUGGAGGCCUGCAUGUGGGGUGCAGGGACGGCCAUCGGAGAGCUGCCUCCGUAUUUUAUGGCCAGAGCGGCUCGUCAAUCAGGAACUGAUCCAGAUGAUGAGGAUUACGAGGAAUUUGAGGAGAUGCUCGAGCAAGCAGAGGGUGCACAGGAUUUUGUUACAAGAGCAAAACUGGGUGUUCAGCACAUGGUGCAAAAAGUGGGAUUCUUUGGGAUCUUGGCUUGUGCCUCUAUUCCCAAUCCUCUCUUUGACUUGGCGGGAAUAACCUGUGGGCAUUUCCUGGUUCCCUUCUGGACUUUCUUUGGAGCAACUUUGAUCGGGAAAGCCAUUAUCAAGAUGCACAUACAGAAACUUUUUGUUAUCAUUACCUUCAGCAAGCACAUAGUGCAGCAAAUGGUGUCACUCAUCGGGUCUGUUCCUACAAUAGGACCAUCACUCCAGAAGCCCUUCAGUCAGUACCUGGAAGCCCAGAAGAACAAGCUGCACCAUGCUAGAAAGAGUGGACCAGCGGAUGACAACUGGCUGUCGUGGGUGUUUGAGAAGGUGGUGCUUGUCAUGGUUUGCUACUUUGUCAUCUCCAUCAUAAACUCCACGGCUCAGAGCUACGCCAAGCGACUGCAGCAGCUGAGGCACUCUGAAGAAAAGAGCAAGUGAUGGCGAAGCAAAGCGCCUCAUGCAUCCAAGUGACUGUGUUUCUGCAGCUGCUGCUCACAACUUACCAACGAACCUCACCCAUCUCCAUCGCUCAGAGAGGCCGGAGGCAUUAAGAUUAAAAAGAAACAGGCAUUUAAUGCUUGUGUGUGUGUGUGUGAGAAAGAGUCUGCGCACGUGCUAUCAAGGAUGUCUGGGCUGUGUUUUGUUUCUGUCGAGUUUUAUAGUUUUUCUCAUCUCACUCUGCGCGAGUGUAGCGUGACUGACUCCUGCUAGCGGUCUUAAGAUGUUACUUUAAUAUUAAAUUAAUCCAUUCAUUAACCUCAGAAGAAAAGCGGAGAUUUGAUGGUAGCUGCUAUGCUGAGGGCAGCGCCCAUCAGAUGCUAUGCCUUAUGCAAGUUGGGAAUGCCUGAAUUUCCUUGAACAUAGCUCUUGACUUAAGGACUUGAUUUUUAUUUAAUUAUGAAACAUAUGUGUGGAUGGGAGUUAAUUUUAUUUUUGCGAUGUGCUGCCAAAACAACUGCAAACUGAUAAUUUUUCUUUUCAGUCUUUUCAGGGUUUUCAUGGUAAAUAUUCAGACAUAUUUUUUCUUUUUUUUAUUUCUAUUACUGUCAGUUCAAAGUGAUUGGGAGGGUUUAAAAAAAGCAAUAUCAACUUAUAAAGUGGGGUAUGUAUGGUUUGCACAUUGUGUAAAUAUGUUUUUUGACUGUAUGAUCAGAUGUGUUUCUAUUCCAGUUGUUGCUGUGAACAAGAACCAAAAUACUAAAAAAAAAAAAACAUAAGGCAGUAACAUUGUAAUCUCAGCAAAUGGUCCCAUUUCUAUACUGUACAUUUAGGUCAGAUCAUAUAUAAAAUGUGGAAUUGACA